GGGUCAUUGAUUUUUGGCGCAGUUGAUUUUAUUAGCCCGCCCGCACCGUUUUCGGUUUUUCAAAUGCGUCGCGUUCGUGAAUGAAAGAUACCGUGCCAUUUAAUUAAUUCGUGUUUGCCGUUGAACGUUAAAAUUGACGGCCGGUACGAAGGCAGAAAUGUGUCAUUUCUGACGUUUUCCCUUUAGGUUGUGAUUGUCAAAACAACCACCGGUUGCAAACUCGAGACGAAGUUGACGGAGUGAGGUCAAAUUUUCGAGCGGCCGGUCCGCAGUUAUGAUAAUAUCGAAUAGUGUUGCAAGAAAUCUGUUAUAAAUGAGUAAGAUGUCGAAGAACAAAUUAAACUUAACCCUACCGCCGGGUUCGAUUGAUCAAACACCGACUGUGACCCCAACGAAUCCGUCGUAUCAAGAUCAAACGUCGCAGUCUGGCAAUUUAGUGAUGGGCACCAACAUCGAGCACUUGACUGCCCACUUGGAGGAGCUGGACAUGGACGACACGCAACGUAGGCGAAUAGAGGUCUUCCUCUGGGAAAAGGAGAAAAUCGGCGGUGAUUUAACCGACGAUGACUUCGAAAAACUAGGUGAACUUGGUUCAGGCAAUGGAGGUGUUGUAACCAAAGUCAGGCACAAAUCCAGUGGUUUAAUACUAGCCAGAAAAUUGAUUCAUUUAGAAGUAAAGCCGCCGAUCAAAAAACAAAUCAUUCGCGAACUUAAAGUUCUACACAAAUGUAAUUUCGCCCACAUCGUCGGCUUUUAUGGGGCCUUCCACAGUGAUGGGGAAAUCAGUAUUUGCAUGGAGUACAUGGAUGCAGGCUCUCUAGAUUUAAUACUAAAAAAGGCUGGUAGGAUACCUGAAAAUAUACUCGGUAAAAUCACCUCAGCUGUUCUCAAGGGACUUAGUUACUUAAGAGAUAAACACGCCAUCAUGCACAGGGAUGUAAAGCCGAGCAACAUUUUGGUUAACAGCAGUGGGGAAAUUAAGAUUUGUGAUUUUGGAGUGUCUGGACAGCUUAUUGAUUCCAUGGCGAACUCAUUUGUGGGCACCAGAAGUUACAUGUCUCCGGAAAGGUUGCAAGGUACUCACUACUCAGUGCAAAGUGAUAUAUGGUCCCUGGGUUUGUCUCUGGUGGAAAUGGCCAUCGGUAUGUAUCCAAUUCCAACGCCCGACGCCAAAACUUUAGCCGCAAUUUUCGGGUCUGGCAACGACGAAUCGCCGGAUCAUUCAAAAAGUCAGCCUCGUCCCAUGGCCAUUUUCGAAUUGUUAGAUUACAUCGUUAACGAACCACCUCCGAAAUUGCCAUCAGGGAUUUUCACUGAUGAUUUUAAGGACUUUGUUGAUAGGUGUCUUAGGAAAAAUCCUGAUGAAAGGGCUGACCUCAAAACUCUAAUGAACCAUCCAUGGAUUAAAAAGGCGGAAUCUGAAAAUGUGGACAUAGCAAGUUGGGUGUGUAAAACAAUGGAGAUUCAACCACCUAACAGAACAUAAUUAGGUUCUUUCAAGUCAAUAUUCAAGUGUAAUUGAACGCGUUUCAAAGUGAGCCAUUUUACCAAAAAAGUCAUUGUUUAUAAGUAAAUUUGUAAUUCUAGGUGAUGUUUAAAAUGUGUUAUUGUUAAAUUAUUCUGUAAUUUGAUCAAAUAUUGUCAAAUACGAAUGUCUUUCAGGUCCUUUUAUAUGUAAGAAAUUAUUUACUAUAAUUAAAAUAAAGAGUUACUAAUU
Molecule: messenger RNA, 1717 nt
Organism: Aethina tumida (small hive beetle)
Lineage: Eukaryota; Metazoa; Arthropoda; Insecta; Coleoptera; Nitidulidae
Product: dual specificity mitogen-activated protein kinase kinase dSOR1
Exons: 4
Coding region: 314-1486 (390 amino acids)
Biological process (GO): protein phosphorylation
Molecular function (GO): ATP binding; protein kinase activity
Source: RefSeq, a predicted model, not a curated record